AUGGAGCCAUGGGAAGAAGCGCUUGACUUGGACGAUUCCGACAUCCCCUCCCUCCUCCGCCCUUGCAAGCGCCACCACCGCCAGACCUCCAUUUCUGCCGCCGCAACCACAACCUCCACCUCGCUAUCCCAACCAACCCUCCGACCCUGCUCUAACCGUCCCCAAACCCUAGUAAUCGAAGAAGAAACAGAACAACAGCAGCACCAAGAACAGCAACGACAACAAUUCUCUCGCCCUAUUUCCCCUCAACGACGACUCAUCAUUCCUGGACCAGCCGGAGCUGUACAAUCAGCGAUGCUUCAGAAAAAUCGUGAUAGAGAGAAAGAACAUUUGUUCUCUUCUCAAACCAGUGACUCUAAUCCAAUCCCUACUCAGGAGUAUAUAAGGAGAGCCGUCGAAAAUGCUCCCGAAUUCGACGACGAUUUCAGCAGCGAUCCUUGGCUGUCAGCCCUUCAAUUCAUCGUACUGGCUGGUGUAAUUAAUUGGCAAAUUCUGUGUAUAGGCACAGUGGAUGGUGUUGUACCUAGUGUACCCUUGAAUUCUAUCCAUCAAUGUGCAAGUAAUGGCAAGGUUGAUCAGGUUGUGGCAGUCAUCAAGUCCUGCACACAAAGUAGUCUUGGCGGUUUAAUGGUCACUCUGAAGGAUCCAACAGGUACCAUUUGUGCUUCUGUUCAUCAGAAAGUCUUAAGUGAGAGCCACUUUGCAAAGGAUUUUGUUAUUGGAUCAGUGUUGAUACUUCAGAAGGUUUCCAUAUUUUCCUCUUCAAAGCUGAUGCAUUAUCUCAAUAUAAUGCCAAGGAAUCUGGUAAAGGUCGUUAACAAGGAUAAUGGCCCUCCGACAGAGAAAAGCUCUCUAGCCUAUUCUGUCAAACAUGUUGCGCCUGGUGGUGCUGGAUCACCUGAGAAGAGGUCAACUCCAGAAAAUGGAGCCUCAGGGGAGAUGACUGAUAGGAUGCAACAUAACAUUGAUGCAAGUGGGAGUUUGCACAUCAAUGAUCAAAUAGAGAGUAGAAUUGUACUUAACCAGAGUUUGACAUGCAGCAGCAGAUUGGGCUUAAAAGCUAAACUUGUAGACAAAGAACCAUCAAGUCUAAGGCAAGACGCUGCACAAGGGUUGUCUGAGGAAGCAGCAAGCAAGAGAACUGGGUACAAUGAGGAAGUGGUUUCACUUGAUAAUGAGAGAGGGCUGAAAGUUGCUGAUAUAAACGAGAGGCUACAUAAUGACGAUGUUGCGAAAAGCUUGAUGACGAACCAUGUUGUCCAAGAAAUUCAAGAAGACAACACAGUGCAGAAGCAAAGGCAACCAGUAACUUCAGCAACCCUACCGCAGUGGACUGAUGAACAGCUUGAGGAACUUUUUGCUUGUGAUGAUGAGGAUGGUGGUUCUUACAUUUGAAGGUUUUUUUGUUUUUGUCAUUUUCCUUUCUAUUUGAAGGAGAUGGGUAAAUACGCUGAGGACACGUGUAAAUAAGAAGUUUUUUGCUUAUGUUUCAGUAUAGGCUCUGUUGAUAUUCUGUCGGGUAAGCGACUGCAGUGUUCAUUACAAGAAUCGAAGGCUGAGUUCAAAAGAUAAAGGUGAAUAUCUUC
Coffea eugenioides is the source of this 1586-nucleotide messenger RNA. RefSeq lists its product as uncharacterized. Bases 1 to 1395 code for a protein of 464 amino acids. Gene Ontology annotation, biological process: recombinational repair. The record is from RefSeq and is a predicted model, not a curated record. NCBI's taxonomy places the organism in Eukaryota, Viridiplantae, Streptophyta, Magnoliopsida, Gentianales, Rubiaceae. The transcript has 7 exons.